AGAUUGGAAUGUAUAUCAUGUAAAACUCAUCAUAAAAUUAAUUAUCUACCUUGUGCUUUAUCAGCUGAUAAUCUUAUGAAGAUGGCUUUGAUUUUGUUGAGAACACGCGCUAACGUACCUGUAGUAACUUGUGUUAAAGCUGGAUGUAGAAAG
Molecule: messenger RNA, 153 nt
Organism: Racocetra persica
Lineage: Eukaryota; Fungi; Glomeromycota; Glomeromycetes; Diversisporales; Gigasporaceae
Source: the annotation of a GenBank genome assembly